Phaeoacremonium minimum UCRPA7 is the source of this 1224-nucleotide messenger RNA. Its product is annotated as putative sister chromatid cohesion protein eso1 protein. Lineage: Eukaryota; Fungi; Ascomycota; Sordariomycetes; Togniniales; Togniniaceae. Gene Ontology annotation, molecular function: damaged DNA binding; DNA-directed DNA polymerase activity. Gene Ontology annotation, biological process: error-prone translesion synthesis; response to radiation. Gene Ontology annotation, cellular component: nucleus; replication fork; site of double-strand break. Bases 1 to 1224 code for a protein of 407 amino acids. The record is from RefSeq and is a predicted model, not a curated record. The transcript is spliced from 3 exons.
AUGCACAAUGUGAGAUGGCAAGGCUUGAUUGCCAUCAACUAUCCAGCUCGCAAAUUUGGCAUUGGCCGCAUGUGCACUGUUGACGAUGCAAAGAAGCUGUGCCCAGAGAUCAUCUGUCAGCAUGUGGCAACCUGGAAGGAAGGCGACGAGAAAUGGGCGUAUCAUGAUGACGCCGCGGCCAACAUUGCUACCCACAAGGUGUCUCUGGACCCUUACCGCCUCCAGUCGAGGAAGAUAUUGGCACUGAUUAAGGAAUCUCUCCCUUCAAACCUACAGAAGGUGGAAAAGGCCAGCAUUGAUGAGGUUUUCCUGGACUUGUCCGCCCAGGUGCACUCUCUGCUGCUCCAAAGAUUCCCGGAGCUGGCGCGUCCUCCUCCUUACGAUGAUCCUACAGAGCAUCUACCUCUACCAUCUGUAUCAGCACUCGAUUGGCAGGCUGAUGCGCUGGUCGACUUGGACGCCUCGCAAGAAGAGACGGACGAUCCAGACUGGGACGAUGUAGCCAUGUUGAUUGGAUCCGAGAUUGUACGUGGCAUUCGGGCAACAAUACGCGAAAAGUUGAAGUACACCUGCUCCGCGGGGAUAGCGGGCAACAAGAUGUUGAGUAAGUUGGGCUCAGGUCACAAGAAGCCCAAUCAGCAGACAAUCAUACGAAACCGCGCGAUACAGCAUUUCCUCUCAGGCUUCAAGUUUACUAAGAUACGGAACCUCGGCGGCAAGCUGGGAGAUCAAGUCGUGCAGACAUUCGACACGGAUAGUGUGAGUGACCUGCUCCUCAUCCCUGUCGAGCAGCUGAAGUCGAAACUUGGUGAUGACACAGGGGUCUGGGUCUACAAUACAAUUCGUGGCAUCGAUGCAAGCGAGGUCAAUUCUCGGACACAGAUCAAGUCGAUGCUCUCGGCAAAAUCCUUUCGGCCCAGUAUCAACAAAUUUGAACAAGGAGUAAAGUGGCUUAGGAUCUUCGUAGCUGACAUUUUCUCGCGACUGGUCGAGGAAGGUGUGCUCGAGAAUAAGCGAAGGCCCAAGACCAUCAACCUCCAUCAUCGCCAUGGUGGUCAAACCCGGUCUCGUCAGAGCCCAAUUCCCCAGGGGAAACCAAUAGAUGAAGCCAUGCUGUUUGACCUUGCCAAACAUCUGCUCAACCAGAUAGUCCUCGAAGGCAGGUUCGAAUGCUCCUGCAUCUGCAACGCGGAGCGACAAGAAGAACACGAGCGCGUCGUCUAA